Gallus gallus (chicken) is the source of this 2089-nucleotide messenger RNA. RefSeq names its product tryptophanyl-tRNA synthetase (gene WARS). The coding region runs from base 319 to 1740 and encodes 473 amino acids. Gene Ontology annotation, molecular function: ATP binding; tryptophan-tRNA ligase activity. Lineage: Eukaryota; Metazoa; Chordata; Aves; Galliformes; Phasianidae. Gene Ontology annotation, cellular component: cytoplasm. The record is from RefSeq and is a predicted model, not a curated record. The transcript has 12 exons. Gene Ontology annotation, biological process: tryptophanyl-tRNA aminoacylation.
GGACGGCGCUCCGGGCGCGGUGUUGCAAUGGCUGUGACAUCGGAGCGCUGAGCGGGUGAGCAGUGGGGCCGCGUGGAGCUGGGCACGGAGAGAUCACGACCAGGGGGCAGCAGAGGGGCCGCCCAGUGGGUACCGCUCCGGGCUUCGCCUCCUCUGGUUAAAUAUCUCAUGCUCACAAAAAAAGAGGAAAACCCUACUACUCAAAGAAAAGAACCUCUUCUGCUUUUGCUGCUGCUUUCAAUAACCAAGCCGAAUAACUGGAAGUCUUUGGAUUUAAUUGAAUUGUAAACAAAAAAAGAUCAUUUACAGCCCAACAAAAUGGCUGAUAGUCCGAACUGUGAUUUGAAAUCCCUGAGUCCGCUUCAGCUGUUUGAGAAAGUAACUGAACAAGGAGAGAAAGUCAGAGCACUGAAAGCAGGAAAGGCACCAAAGGAUGAAAUAGAUGCAGCAGUGAGAUUGCUGUUGUCAUUAAAGCUGUCAUAUAAAACAACAACAGGCCAGGAUUAUCAGGCAGGCUUACCUCCAAAAGAUCAUGCAUUAAUAAACAAUGGUACAACUAAAGAAGAGGAUGAAGAUCUUGUGGACCCCUGGAACGUGCAGACAUCAAAUGCUAAAGGCGUGGAUUAUGACAAACUCAUAGUUCGGUUUGGCAGCACUAAAAUCGAUACAGAUCUGAUCAAUCGAAUAGAAAGAGCUACUGGGCAAAAACCUCACCGAUUUCUACGGAGAGGAAUCUUUUUUUCUCACAGAGAUAUGGACCAAAUCCUUCAUGCUUAUGAAAAUAAGAAGCCCUUUUACCUUUAUACUGGCAGAGGACCAUCCUCUCAGGCAAUGCACGUUGGUCAUCUUAUCCCGUUUUUAUUCACAAAGUGGCUGCAAGAAGCAUUUGAUGUUCCAUUAGUUAUACAGUUAACUGAUGAUGAGAAGUACCUUUGGAAGGAUAUGACAACUGAGAAAGCAUAUGAAUAUGCUAAAGAAAAUGCAAGAGAUAUUAUUGCAUGUGGUUUUGAUGUCAAUAAAACCUUUAUCUUUUCUGAUUUAGACUACUUGGGGUCAAGUACAGGAUUCUACAAGAAUAUAAUCAAAGUUCAGAAGCAUGUUACAUUUAACCAAGUGAAAGGAAUCUUUGGCUUUACUGACAGUGAUUGCAUUGGGAAGAUCAGCUUUCCUGCUAUUCAAGCUGCUCCAUCCUUCAGUUCAUCAUUUCCACAGAUCUUCAAUGGCAAGGAGAACAUUCAGUGUCUUAUCCCAUGUGCUAUUGAUCAAGAUCCUUAUUUUAGAAUGACCCGAGAUGUAGCACCUAGGAUUGGCUAUCCUAAACCAGCCUUACUGCACUCAGUCUUCUUCCCAGCCCUGCAAGGAGCACAAACAAAAAUGAGUGCUAGUGAUGUCAACUCCUCUGUCUUCCUCAAUGAUACACCCAAACAAAUCAAGACAAAGAUUAACAAGCAUGCCUUCUCAGGAGGCAGAGACACUAUUGAAGAGCACAGGAAGUAUGGAGGUAACUGUGACGUUGAUGUGUCUUUUAUGUACCUGACUUUCUUCCUUGAAGAUGAUGACAAGCUUGAACAACUGAAACAAGCAUACACAAGUGGGGAGCUGCUCACAGGGGAGCUGAAGAAGGUGCUUAUUGAAACAUUGCAGCCCUUGAUAGCAGCUCAUCAAGAGAGACGGAAGCAGAUCACAGAUGAAGUAGUGAAGCAAUUCAUGACUCCACGGAAGCUAGCUUUUGAAUUUUGAAGAACUGCUUAUGUAACUCGUCACUCAAUUAGUCAAAAUUGAGUAGUUGUUGUCUUCUGCUGUAUGUUAUCACUCCCUAGGUAUGAACAGCCUGCACUCAGUGCUUUAUAAAUACUGCUCUUAAUGAGCUACUUCCUUAUAAAGAGCAUCAGAGUACUGGAAAAGUUUAAAAUAGAGUUUAAAAAUAGGACUUGUAUCUAUUUAAAAUCAAAGUAUGUUAAUUAAGUCAUCAAAUCUGUACAAGAUAUAAUUACCUAAUCCAACAGAGAAGCAUGUCUGUCAGCCCAAGACUGUAUUUUAUUGUAUUUCAUGUUGAAAAUAUAAAUAAAAUUGCCAUUUUGAUUAUGAA